Molecule: messenger RNA, 483 nt
Organism: Phalaenopsis equestris
Lineage: Eukaryota; Viridiplantae; Streptophyta; Magnoliopsida; Asparagales; Orchidaceae
Exons: 3
Coding region: 38-454 (138 amino acids)
Source: RefSeq, a predicted model, not a curated record
UCAACUAAAAACUUUAAGUGCGUCCCACCAAACUUUAAUGAGUGCCAAAAAUGUGGCAACGACUAGGCUUCAGAAACCCAUUUCUGAUGCUACUAUUGACCCUAAGGUGUCGUCUGCUGGCAAUAAAACCAGUUCUGUCAAAGCAGAGAUUGUCAUAGCAAAGCAUGUUUCCAGCAAUAGACUUGGUUCCCAGUUCAUUAGCACUAGUAAGGAUGCCACUUUGGGUGAUAGCAAUCAUCCUGGUGUUCUUGACUCUGCUAUUAUGAAAACAAUGGAGGUGAACAAAAGCAAAACAAAUUCUGCAAAACCAAGUGAUGCAAAGUCGGUGCGUAUUUUGGAGAAAAGGAUGGAAUGUCCUUUAAAUGUUUCAUCUAAAACAACCAACUUGGCCAGCAUUGAGAAGAAAUCUUCUUUAUCUGCAUCUUUGAAGCGGAAAAUAGACGAGGUUUCUUAAUGCCAUUUCUAUUUAUUUGAUACACUUUG